CUAGACUACUGUGGAAAGAGGACUGCAGUAAGUGUAAAAGAGAUUCAAGAGUGGUUGCCAUUUUGUAUUCUUUCUGCAUCUGAUUGAUUCCUGCUGAUGACCUCCCUGCAGUGUAUACUUGAAGGGCGUCUAGAGGAAAACCCGGGCACUGGGCUAUUAAAUGUGAAGGAAGAGGAUGAGACAGAUGACAUGAAUAGUCAUCAGACUGAAAUACAUUGCUCCCUCCCUGCCGAUGAAGAUAACGCUGAUAUAGUGAAAGCUCAAGAUCUGUGUGUGAGGCAUCAGCUGGAAGCACCAGAUAAGGAAACCAGUGACAGCAUCAGCCCAGGCCGUAUGGAUGUGACGCCUUCAGAUGGCUCAGUAGUUGAGCACAGAGGAGAACCGUAUGUGUGUGAUCACGUGAAGACUGAGCACAAUGAAGUUCCUAUAAAUACGGCUACAGGUGAAAAUACAGAUACUUGUUUCAGUCUUCAAAAUCAAAGCAGCAACGUGGGGAAUUCUUUUACCAGGAAAUCAAAUCUUUUAAGGCAUCAGAAAAAUCAUACAGGAGAGAAAGUAUUUUCAUGUUCUGAAUGUGGAAAAUGGUUUGUCCGAAAAACACAUCUUAUUAGACAUCUGAAAAUUCAUACAGGAGAGAGAGCAUUUUCAUGUUCUGAAUGUGGGAAGUGUUUUAUUGAGAAAUCAACUCUUAUUAACCAUCAGAAAAUUCAUACAGGAGAGAAAGCAUUGUCAUGUUCUGAAUGUGGGAAGUGUUUUACUCAGCAAACAACUCUUAUUCGACAUCAGAAAAUUCAUACAGGAGAGAAAGCAUUUUCAUGUUCUGAAUGUGGGAAAUGGUUUGCUCGAAAAACACAUCUUAUUAGACAUCAGAAAAUUCAUACAGGAGAGAAAGCAUUGUCAUGUUCUGAAUGUGGGAAGUGUUUUACUCAGGAAACACAUCUUAUUAGACAUCAGAAAAUUCAUACAGGAGAGAAAGCAUUGUCAUGUUCUGAAUGUGGGAAGUGUUUUACUCAGGAAACAACUCUUAUGAGACAUCAAAAAAUUCAUACAGGAGAGAAAGCAUUUUUAUGUUCUGAAUGUGGGAAAGGGUUUGCUCUGAAAACGCAUCUUAUUGUCCAUCAGAAAAUUCAUACAGGAGAGAAAGCAUUUUCAUGUUCUGAAUGUGGGAAUUGUUUUACUCAGGAAACAACUCUUAUGAGACAUCAGAAAAUUCAUACAGGAGAGAAAGCAUUUUCAUGUUCUGAAUGUGGGAAGUGUUUCACUCAGGCAGCCACUCUUAUUAGCCAUCAGAAAAUUCAUACAGGAGAGAAAGCAUUUUCAUGUACUGAAUGUGGGAAGUGUUUUACUCAGAAGCCUCAUCUUGUUGUCCAUCAGAAAACUCAUACAGGAGCAAAAGGAUUUUCAUGUUCUGAAUGUGGGAAGUGUUUCACUCAGGCAGCAACUCUUACUAGACAUCAGAAAAUUCAUACAGGAGAGAAAGCAUUUUCGUGUUCUGAAUGUGGGAAAUUGUUUGCUCAAAAAACACAUCUUAUUAGACAUCACAAAAUUCAUACAGGAGAGAAAGCAUUUUCAUGUUCUGAAUGUGGGAAGUGUUUUACUGAGAAAACAACUCUUAUUAGACAUCAGAACAUUCAUCAAGGAGAGAAAGCAUUUUCAUGUUCUUAAUGUUUCACUGAUCAAUCAAGUCUCAAUAGACAUCAGAAAAUUCAUACAGGAGAGAAAGCAUUUUCAUGUUCUAAAUGUGGGAACUGUUUUGUUCUGAAAUCAAGUCUAAUUGGCAGUCUUACCUUAUUGUUCAUCAAAAAAAAUCAUACAGGAGAGAAAAAGCAUUUUCAUGUUCUUUAUGUGGCAAGUGUUUUACUGACAAAUCAAGUUUUGUAGACAUCAGAAAAUUCAUACAGGAAACAAAGCAUUUUCAUGAUCGAAAUGUAGAAAAUGUUUUGCCAGCAAAGGAAUUUUUAUUACUCAUCAAAAAAAUUCAUACAGGAGAGAAUUUGUGCUAAUAUUAGAAUAGUGGUCUGUUAGAGAUUUUGUGAAAAUUAUUCUUCUGUGUUCUGAAUGUGGGAAAUGUUUUGCUCAGUAGUUACAACUCAUUGGGCAUCAGAAAAUUAAAAUAGGAGUGAAAGCAGACCCCUAUUUUAACAUCAAAAGUGCAUGAGCCUUCCAAAAGCCCAUGUCUGGUUUAGGAUAGCCCCCCCCCCCCCCUUCAAUGCAUAAUAUGUAAUGUGCUGAAUGAUAACAAAAACAUUUUUUUCUUUUGAUUUCCAAUUGCUAAUUUUUAUUAAAAAAUUACAAAAUA
Molecule: messenger RNA, 2299 nt
Organism: Bombina bombina (fire-bellied toad)
Lineage: Eukaryota; Metazoa; Chordata; Amphibia; Anura; Bombinatoridae
Product: gastrula zinc finger protein XlCGF26.1-like
Exons: 5
Coding region: 97-1665 (522 amino acids)
Biological process (GO): central nervous system development; regulation of transcription by RNA polymerase II
Cellular component (GO): nucleus
Molecular function (GO): DNA-binding transcription factor activity, RNA polymerase II-specific; RNA polymerase II cis-regulatory region sequence-specific DNA binding
Source: RefSeq, a predicted model, not a curated record